AUGCUCCACAGUUUCCGGGGAUGUGGCCUACGCUGGUCCACCUCAACACAAACAAAGUUUGUCAGAUACAAUUCUUCAAUCCUUGGAUCACUAGUAAAAGGUGAAGCUGUUUCUGCCAAAGAUUUGAGAUCUUUUCUUGCUUCCAAGACCCUCGGCGAUGAUGAAGUUGAGAAGAUUCAUGAGAUCGUGAAAAACGAAAAGACCUCUGUCGGUACAAUCAACCAGCUUCUACAACAUGGCCUCCAAAAAGACUUUUCACUCUACUAUACUGUCAACAAGGCUAGCCCAUCGCAUGUUUGGGACAACGAAGCUCUUCAUUCACUCAUAAAGCACAACCCAGGGAGAGCUAUUUCGCUGUGGGCCCUUCUAGAAAAACUAGGAGUGAGUGCCGAUUCAAAGUGUAUUUUAGAGGUUGUGAACAAGCUUCUUGAAGGGGAAAUAUCGGAACUUAAGGAGGGUGCUGUAGAGGUUACUCCAGAAAGACUCGAUCGUGCAAUCAAGUUGUUAAAUCUGGUUAGAGAACCCGUCGAGCAGCAAUGGGAAUUGCUCGUUCAAAGAGCAAUUGAGUUGAAGAAGAUGGAACAGCUUUCCACGAUUGAAGCAGAUGCGUUUGUCCAUUGGCUCAAUCAGAAGCUUCUGUCUGUCACUGACCAAAGAGAGUUUCUUCAUAUCUCCAAGGUUAUCUUCGACAAUAAUCCUGAAUUGUUGAGCAAAGACUCAAUUGCCCAAAUCCUUUCAUAUGCCCAAAAUGAGAGUGAUCCAGUCACUGGAACCGAUUAUCUCCAGGCAGUAAUUGAUCUUGUGGAACUGAAACACCUCGACACUGAUAAAAAGGACCCAGAGUCCUUACUUAUUCGUUUGAAGCUCGUAACUACAUACGGCAUACACCAAGACGACUUCAACAAGGCUCUUGAAAAAUUCCAUGCCUACCAAACACACGAGAAGUUCGGUAUUGAGCUCGUCCAGGCUAAACUCGUACAAGUGUUUGGUUAUCAAGCAUUCAAAAGAGGAGACAAGACGCUUUUGAGAAUCGCAGAAACAUUGGUUGAUCCAGACGAGCUUCAAGUGAAGACUCUUGCUCAAUUGAUCUUGGCCAGGUCCAAGUUCAACUGCGAGGACUCAUUGAAUCUUUACAACGACUACAUCAACCAAGUCUCCAAAGACAUCAACGAGACCACUGGACGUUCACCUACAGGUGUGCUCACCGAAGCUCUCAUGACUGCGAAUCUUUACAAUAACGACAGAGAGUUUGCUCACCUUCUCUACGAUAAAGCAAUAGCCAGUGGGUUUCUCAAAGACGAAGCCGAGGCGGCGCUGAUUAAGAAAGUUUUCAAAGUCUACGGAGAUAGUUUUGAAGAGUCUGAUUCAUGGGAAGAGGCUCAACCGCGUCUCGCUAACUUCGUCCUUGACCUUAUUAGAAGAGACUAA
Candidozyma pseudohaemuli is the source of this 1428-nucleotide messenger RNA. RefSeq lists its product as uncharacterized. The record is from RefSeq and is a predicted model, not a curated record. The transcript has a single exon. The coding region runs from base 1 to 1428 and encodes 475 amino acids. NCBI's taxonomy places the organism in Eukaryota, Fungi, Ascomycota, Pichiomycetes, Serinales, Metschnikowiaceae.